GAGUGUUUCGUGAGCAACACCUCCCCGCUGGUGCUGUGGUAUUGGGAUCCAGAGCAUCCGGUGAUUGUCGGUGCUUUGGAGGGCCAGCUUAUUCGCAUCACGAAGCUGGCGAAGCGGACUACCCUCAAUCGGAUGGUGUCUGCGCUCCACGUUCUCUGCGAGCCACCAAGGCGAGCGAAGAAGAAGGAGGGCCAUAUCAAGGAGCGUUUGCAGAUUCAGCACGUUCCAUCGCCGCAGUUGAAAUCGAUCCUCCUGCCUUUCCCGAUGACUCAGGAAGAGAGGCUGGCCGAGUCGAAGAAGCCACCUGUGCCGAAAGUGCUUGAGGGCGAAGAGCCUGCCAUCGGAGUGAAACU
Messenger RNA from Symbiodinium sp. CCMP2456, 353 nucleotides. Lineage: Eukaryota; Dinophyceae; Suessiales; Symbiodiniaceae. The record is from the annotation of a GenBank genome assembly.